This is a messenger RNA of Scophthalmus maximus (turbot), 3402 nucleotides long. It is a transcript of the gene hdgfl2, whose product is annotated as HDGF like 2. The transcript has 16 exons. Bases 347 to 2323 code for a protein of 658 amino acids. Gene Ontology annotation, cellular component: nucleus. Lineage: Eukaryota; Metazoa; Chordata; Actinopteri; Pleuronectiformes; Scophthalmidae. Gene Ontology annotation, molecular function: double-stranded DNA binding; transcription coregulator activity. Gene Ontology annotation, biological process: regulation of transcription by RNA polymerase II. The record is from RefSeq and is a predicted model, not a curated record.
UGUGAUUCUGUCUGUAUCAACUGAAGCCUGUCUAAUAUUGUGACAGUAUAGGUUAUUAUAAACCAACCUGUGGCAUCGACUUUGGAAAUGCAACGUUUUCAGCUUCCAGGAGAAAUACCUUUAUUGUGAAGCAUGUAACGAGCCUUGGCCGGAAGUCCUCUGCGCGUUGUUGCUGCGUUCCCUCCGCUGCCCCUUCUCUCGCGGUAUCGCUAGUACACCGUUAGCUUGCUAGCUAACCACAUCGUUUCCAGGUUUCGUGUCGACCUGAAAACAGCAAGCGGAGCGAGACACGGAGGCCGCGCAGCCGAACCGUCUUCACGCCCAGGCUGCACAAAGGAGCGGGACAAUGCCACACAACUUCCAGCCCGGAGACCUGGUCUUCGCCAAAAUGAAGGGAUACCCCCACUGGCCAGCCAGGGUAGGCAAGAUCGAGGAUGUGGCUGAUGGAGCAGUGAAACCGCCUCCUAACAAAAUCCCCAUUUUCUUCUUUGGAACACACGAGACAGCAUUCCUCGCAGCGAAGGACCUUUUCGCCUAUGAGAAGAACAGUGAACGCUUCGGAAAGCCAAACAAAAGGAAGGGAUUCAAUGAAGGUUUAUGGGAGAUCCAGAACAACCCACACGCCUCCUACAGUGCCCCGCCUGUACCGGCUAGCUCAUCUGACAGCGAGGGCAACAACGCUGGAGGAGGGAGUGAUGAGGAUGAGGACGAUGAAGAGGUCGUUCCUCCUCCAAAAGCUGACUCUGGAAGCGAAGUUGACUCAGAUUCUGGGAGUGAAGACCGCGGACGUGGAGGAGGAGUGAAGCGAAAGCCGCCAGCUCCCAAGCGGCCUCCACCUCCGAAAAAGGCUCGAGGGUCUUCCAGUGACCGAGAUGGAGAAGAGAGUGGAUCACCCUCCGGAUCAGAACCCACACCUUCGGAGUCUGACUCUGGAAAGAACAGUGACCAGGAUUUUACUCCACAGAAGAAAACCGGUGGACGAGGUGGGAAGAAAGCAGGAGGGAGAGGGAAGAAAAAGAAGGCUUCCUCUGGCUCAGAUUCAGAGUCGGGAUCAGGCUCAGAGAAGAAAGUAGCGGACAGUGACUCGGAGGACGAGAAACCUCGACCAGCUCUGUCUGGCUCAGAAUCCCAGUCUGGCUCAAAGUCUGAAUCAGACUCAGAACCACCUCGAAAGGGCCCACAAGCACGCAAGAAAGAGAAGCCUGCACCAAAGCCCCGUGCACGGAAACCCAAACCCACUCCGGCAAAACGAGCAGCUUCAUCGUCCUCUGACAGUGACAGUGAUAGUGAACCUGACCGCAUCAGUGAAUGGAAGAAACGGGAUGAGGAACGCAGGCGAGAGCUGGAGGAGCGGAGGAAAAAGGAGGAGGCGGAGGAGCUCCGUCGGCUACGUGAGAGAGAGAAAGAGGAAGAAGAAAAAAAGAAAAAAGAUAAAGAUAAGGGCAAAAAGGAGAGUGACAGUGACAGCAGCAGUAGCUCAGAUGAAGGUGUAGAUGAUCACCCAUUGAAGAAGUCAAAGAAACCCCCUCCACCUCCGAUCCCUGCACCUUCCGACUCUGAUUCUCCAUCACCAACCGAGGUGAAGAAACCACCCAAAAAGUCAGACAACCAGAAGAAGGCAAGAAUAAAAAAAGAGAAGGAGAGAAAAGAGAUAAAGGAGAAGAAAUCCAGACGGUCAGAGGAAAAGUCCAGAGGAAGAUCUAAGCCUGAAAAACCCAAACGCAAACCAGAGAGGCCGCCAGAGAAGAAGGUGGAAAAGAAAAAAGAGUCAUCACCAGAAGAACGGCUACAGAAACUCCACACAGAUAUAAAGUUUGCACUCAAAGUGGACAACCCGGACAUAGAGCGGUGUCUACAAGCCCUGAAAGAGCUUGAGGCUGUGCCCGUCACCAGCCAGAUCCUGCACAAGAAUGCUGAAGUUAUUGCCACAUUAAAGAAGAUUCGGCGGUAUAAAGCCAGCACCGCUGUCAUGGAAAAAGCCAGCGAAGUUUACAACAAGUUAAAACUUCGCUUUGUGAGCAAGGCAGAGGUAGCAGUUAAACCUCAAACAGAGAGCAAGGAACCAGAAGAUGAUGAGAAGGAGACACAAGACACAGACUCCACUCCAGUGAACGGGGAAUCAGAGCAGAAAAAAGAGGAUAUGGAUGAAGAUGAAAAACCGAAAUCACCCACUCAGGAGGAGAAAAAUGACGAUGUGGCUUCAAGUCCUAACAGACGGAGCCCAAACAGCCCUGCUGAACAACAGAAACACAACUAUGAAGAAGAAGAAGAAGCAGACAACUCCUUCUCUGCAGAGGCGGAACCACCUGCUGUUGAAAGCUGAAAGACCCUUAACCACCACUGCAGCGGACCAAGCACUAAAAGAUGGCGGUCCCUUUGUUUGCCAUCAUACAGUGCUCUUGGCCCAGCAACAUUGCAACACACACCCAGCAUCUCCUAGAGUAUCUGUUACAUCAGUGCUGAUGUUUUGGACAUUUUGUACUAUAACAAUAUCAAGCCAGAAGGCCCGAUUGCUCACACCCAUGGGUCCAUUAUUUAUCCCAGAAAAAAAAGGAAAGCUUAUUCGUGUGAUAGUUUCUUUUGUUUCUGAAAUGUACUUUUCCUUUUAUACGACACUCGGCCCGUCCUGGAUCCUCAACCUAAGCCCCUGCUCCUGGCUACUGUGUUCUUUCUACCACAUGAACUCUUACUUUGGUCUUUCAUACUGUAUGUAUAUUGAAUGAUUAAAUUUUUAGCACUUGUCACCGGAAUUUAGGCAGGGGUAGUAUGAGAUCAAACUUUAAUGAUUGUUGCGGGGGGAAACUGGGUGGAAAUGGAGCCAUGCUGUUAAUUUUUCGCUUUGAAGAUUUUGUGCAGCCCUUAUAUUUGUCGGCUUCAUUUUCUUUUUCUUUCUUAUAAAGCGUACAAAACAUCACAAACACCUCUUGUCUGUGUGUAUGACAUUGUGCGAGUGGUGGAGAGCUAUUUGUGAGGGGUUCUUUUUAGUAUUUUUUUUUAAAUUAUCUGGUUUCGAUCCAAUAAUUUCAGUCUGAAAUGUUUGUCGCAGUGAUUGUUAACCUGAAGCCAUGAGCUGAGUCUCUUAAAACUGUCCACCUGCUUUUUUUAUAGCCUAUUUGCAUCUACGAUUUUGUCUAAAAUAACAACUGCUGUGGAGUAACACACCUUGCACUGUCAUCUCCCCAUAGAAUCUGCAUCCAGUAACAUAAUAAAUGGUAUGAACGUGCAGAUGGAAAACUUCCCUUUUAAGCAACUGAACUCUCAUGUAGCUGCAGCCUUUUUUUUCUCAUAUUUUUUUUUUUACAUUUCUCCAUCAUAUGCAUACAACAGGUGUUUUAAUGCUAUAUGAAUUGGUAAAGCAUUUCUAUCACAUAGUUGAGACUUGAAUAAAAACCUCAGUAUGGA